AUGGACCCCAACGUUCCCGGCUUCCCUUCUGCGAUGCAGCAGACCGCGGGUUUUUCUGUCACUUCCCAGAGUCCACAGCAGUUCCCCUACUAUCCGAAUGCCAUCCCCUCCUACCCCCAGCCUAAACCCGCCUCUCAUCCUCCACCGCAGCAACAACAGCAUUCUACUUUCGGUGCCGUGCCCAUGCAAGCCGGUCCUAGUGGAGCAAUGAUGCCGUCCGGCUUCCCCCAGCAGUCAUCCGGACUAGCCGCUAACCAACGGGAUGGACUAGCAGGACCCCACGCCAACUUCUCUGCACCAUUUGCCCAGCCACCUGUGCCGACGUCUAUGGGCCAGUUUCUCCCUCCUCAGGCGACCGCGACAUCUUCUCUCCCUGCAACCACCGCGCAGUCGUUCCCUCCCAAUAUGGCUUCGUUACCUGCGACCAACAUGAUCCCUGCGCAACAGCAGCGGCCUGUCCCUCAACAGACACCAUUGCAGAGCACCAGCCAACCGGCUGCCCAGUCACCCGCAACGACCGCGCGAGAGAAGGCUCGCGUGUCGACUCUCUUGGACAUAAACUCAAUGUUGCUGCAGGAGGUCAUGAAUCUUCAGGCAGCGGGGAAGGCUGGCGGGCCUUCGCAAGGGUCACAAGAAUCGAACCCAUCACCUGGAUCUGACCAGACCCCCGAUAAGACGACCCAGCGGCCGAGUCCAGAGUACGUCGAGUGUAUGCGUCGUUUACAAGCCAACCUAGGCUAUCUCGCAACCAUUGCCGACCGGGCCAAGAAAUCAGGAGGCGUCCCCCCUGCCGCACCAGCGAUCAUGUCGCCGCCUCCGAAUAUGCCUUCAAUGAAUGAGAUAUAUAACAAGCUCAACGAGCUCUUCCCUCGCACUGCUCAAGGUGGCGUAGGAACUCCCCAGCCCAGCCCACAGGCAUUGCAGGGCAACGGACGGCCCAGUCCGUCUCCAGCUAUGGAAAACGUUGUCUGA
This is a messenger RNA of Aspergillus sclerotioniger CBS 115572, 972 nucleotides long. RefSeq lists its product as uncharacterized. The transcript is spliced from 2 exons. The coding region runs from base 1 to 972 and encodes 323 amino acids. The record is from RefSeq and is a predicted model, not a curated record. NCBI's taxonomy places the organism in Eukaryota, Fungi, Ascomycota, Eurotiomycetes, Eurotiales, Aspergillaceae.